GGUGCCGGCCCCCACGCGCGGGGCAGCGGGGCGCGGCGGGGAGGUUGCCCCCACCCGCGGACGCCGGGUGGGCUCGUCCAGCGGGGAUGUCCGUCGCCGCGGGGGUACCCCCCCCCCGCCCCGGCAUGGCACCGCCGCGGGGCCGCGGCACCCCGGUCCCCCCACGGGACCCCCGGGCAUCCGGCACCGAAAGCGGGGACCCCGGGGACCCCGUCCUGCCCCUGGCACCCCGGCCGUGCCCGGGGGACCCUGACGGUGCCUGUCCCCGCUUUUGGCACCCCGGCUGUGCCCGCGGCACCCCGGCCGUGACCGUGGCGCCCUGGCCAUGGCCUGUGGCACCCUGGCCGUGCUUUUGUCCCCAGGGCCGUGACCGUGGCACCCCGGCUGUGACCAUGGCACAUCGGCUGUCCUCGUGGCACCCCGGCCAUGCCCGUGGCACUCCGGCCAUGCCCGUGACACCCCGGCCGUGCCCAUGGCACAUCGGCUGUCCUCGUGGCACCCCGACCAUGCCUGUGGCACUCCGGCCGUGCCCGUGACACCCUGGCCGUGCCCGUGACACCCUGGCCGUGCCCGUGGCACCCCAGCUAUGCCCACGGCAGCCUGGCCGUGACCACGACACCCCAACUGUGCCUGUGGCACCCCGGCUGUGCCCAUGGCAGCCUGGCCAUGCCUGUCGCACCCCAGCUGUGCCCGUGGCACCCCGACUGUGCCCGUGGCACACUGGCCAUGACCAUGGCACCCCGACUGUGCCCAUGGCACCCUGGCCAUGCCCGUGGCACCCUGACCGUGCCUGUGGCACCCCAGCUGCACCCGUGGCAGCCUGACCAUGCCUGCGACACGCUGCCCGUGUGCAUGGCACACCAGCUGUCCCCGUGGCACCCUGACCGUGCCCGUGGCACCGUGGCCGUGCCCGUGGCACCCUGACCGUGCCUGUGGCACCCCAGCUGCACCCGUGGCACCCUGACCAUGCCUGCGACACGCUGCCCGUGUGCAUGGCACACCAGCUGUCCCCGUGGCACCUCAACCGUGCCCGUGGCCCCCCGACCGUGCCUGUGGCACCCCAGCCAUGCCCGUGGCACCGGCAGGCCCCUGCCUGCAGCCCCCCCACCCGCCACGGGCAGCCUUGCCGGGGCGUCCCCCAUUCCCACGCCUGCGGGGGACCCGUUCCCGGCCCCCCACCCUCCCGGAAAUCCUUCCCCAGCCGGCGCAGGGCCCCCCCCGGACCCCCCCCCCCGGCUUCCUGCUUCCCGCAGAGCAGGGCAGAACAAUUCCCGGCCGCCCGCUCGCCCGGUCGCAUCCUGCCCGGCUUGAGGGGGGGGGGAACGACAGCGGGGGGCACCCGCCCCAGGACACCGAGGGGUCCCAGGGCAGGACGCGGGUGAGGUGGUGGCCGCCCGGGUGGGGUGGGAAGCGGAAGGGCCCGUUUCCUUCUCCGUGGAUCCCCCCCGGUGACUCGUCACGGCCGGAGGAGGGACCGUGGCGAGGCGGGGGGGGGCAGCAAAUCAGGGACCCGCGAGUGUCCCCCCCCAGCUCCGCUGCGUGGGGUGCCCUCGGCCUCGUGACGCGCGGCCCUCAAUGCCCGCCUUGUCCCCGCGCCGCCCGCGUGAUGCCGUCUCCGCUGGCGUCGAUGCCCCGUAACCCUAACGGGGGCCGGGCGUGUCCCUCCCCCCCCACCCCACCAGGCCGUGCGUCCCCCCCCCUCCCCGGCGCCAUGGCCCCCCACCGGCUGCUGGCCCUCGCCUCGCUGCUGGCCCUCGCCACCGCUGCCGCCACCCCGGGGUCCUCGUGGAGCGCCGUGCCCCGAAAAACCGUCCCCUACGCGGAGCUGAAGGACGUGGCCAAGCGCUUCUCGCAGGGGGGGGUCUCGCACUACCUGACGCUGACGCUGGACGAGGCCGAGGCGCUGCUCUACGUGGGCGCCCGCGAGGCCGUCUUUGCCCUGGCCACCGGCACCGUGGAGCUCAAGGCGGCGAUCUCCUGGGAAGCCCCCGUGGACAAGAAAGCCGAGUGCAUCCAGAAGGGCAAGAAUAACCAGACCGAUUGCUUCAACUACGUGCGCUUCCUGCAGAGCUACAACAGCUCUCACCUCUACGCCUGCGGCACCUAUGCCUUCCAGCCCAAGUGCACCUACAUCGAACUGUCUGGCUUCACCCUGGACCAAGUGGCUUUUGAGGAUGGCAAGGGGAAGUGUCCGUACGACCCCACCAAGGGACACACUGGCCUCAUCGUGGAUGGGGAGCUGUACUCGGCCACAUUCAACAACUUUCUGGGCACGGAGCCUGUCAUCCUCCGCAACCUGGGCCCCCACUACUCCAUGAAGACGGAGUAUCUCACCUCCUGGCUGAACGAGCCCCACUUCGUGGCUUCGGCUUACGUGCAGGAGAGCGCGGCCAGCAGCACCGGGGAUGACGACAAGGUUUACUUCUUCUUCAGCGAGCGGGCGGUGGAGUACGACUGCUACGCGGAGCAGGUGGUGGCCCGCGUGGCGCGGGUCUGCAAGGGAGACGUCGGUGGUGCCCGCACGUUGCAGAAGAAGUGGACGACCUUCCUGAAGGCUCGCUUGGUGUGCUCAGCGCCCGAGCAGCAGCUCCACUUCAACCGCCUCCAGGCUGUCUUCACCCUGCCGGGGGCCGAUUGGCAGGACACCACCUUUUUCGGGGUCUUCCAGGCCCGCUGGGGGGACGUAGAUGUCUCGGCUAUUUGCCAGUACCACAUCCUGGAGGUGAAGAAGGCGUUCGAGGGGCCCUACAAGGAAUACCGGGAGCAGGCGCAGAAGUGGGGCCGGUACUCGGAUGAGGUGCCGAGCCCCCGUCCCGGCGCGUGCAUCACCGACUGGCACCGCCGGAACGGCUUCGCCAGCUCCCUCGAGCUGCCUGACAACACCCUCAACUUCGCCAAGAAGCACCCGCUGAUGGAUGAGCCCAUCCUGCCCCACCGUGGGCGCCCGCUUCUCCUCAAGAAAGACGCCAACUUCACCCAGCUGGUGGUAGACCGAGUGCCCGGGCUGGACGGCACCGUCUACGAGGUGCUCUUCAUCGGCACAGGUGACGGCUGGGUGCACAAGGCGCUGAACCUGGGCGCUCGCGUCCAUCUGGUCGAGGAGCUGCAGGUUUUCGAGCCGGCGCAGCCCGUGGAGAGCCUGGUCCUGGCCGGUCGGAAGAAGCUGCUCUUCGCCGGCUCCCGUUUCCAGGUGGCCCAGUUGCCCCUGGCCGACUGCGGCCGCUACCAGUCGUGCACGGACUGCGUCCUCGCCCGGGAUCCCUACUGCGCCUGGAGCCGCAACGCCAGCCUCUGCGUCCGCACCGACGGCCUCAACGGGUCCCAGCUGGUCCAGGACGUGCUGAGCUCCGACACCCGUGCCUGUACCCUGCCGCAGGUGGCCAAGCAAGGGCCCAUCACCCCCAAAAACGUGACGGUGGUGGCGGGCACCGACCUGGUGCUGACGUGCCGUUUGGGCUCCAACCUGGCGCAGGCGCUGUGGACCUUCGAGGGCCGGGCGCUGGCGGCCGAGCAGGCGCUGGUGCUGCACGACGCCCGCCUGCGGGCUCUGGUGGUGCCGGGAGCCGGAGCGCAGCACAGCGGCACGUACCGUUGCUUUUCGGAGGAACAGGGCGCCCGUUUGGGCGGCGAGGUGUACCAAGUGGCGGUGUUGGCCGGCCCCGGGGUGCCGCUGGAGACGCGGGCGCCGCUGGAGAGCCUGGGGCUGGUGUGGGUGGUGGCGGUGUGCCUGGGCGCCCUGUGCCUGGUGCUGGUGCUGGUGGUGCUCUCGCUUUGGCGGCGGUUGCGGGAGGAGCUGGGCAAAGGCGCCAAAGCCAUCGAGAGCACCCUGGUGUACCCCAUCGAGCUGCCCAAGGAGCCCCCCAGUCCCCGCUUCGUGCCCAGCGCCGCCUCCGACUCGGACGAGAAGCUCUGGGACCCGGCCAGCUACUACUACUCGGACGGCUCGCUCAAAAUCGUGCCGGGUCACGCCACCUGCCGCAACGGCGGCCCCCCCGGCGCCGCCUCGCCGCCCAACGCCAUUCCCGGGCAGCCCCUCCACUCGCCCACCCGCAUCCACCUGGGUCCCCUGCGUGGUUCCUCCUCCAACGGCUACAUUCGCCUGGCGCUGGGUGCCGAAGAGCGGCCGCCCUGCGCCGAUUUGGCCGAGGAGCUGCGGCGCAAGCUGCAGCAGCGCCAGCCCCUGCCCGACUCCAACCCCGAAGAGUCGUCGGUCUGAGCCGCCGGUGGGGCGGCUUCCCCGCCGCCGAGCAGCCGUACCUACCUCAGGGCCCGGCCCGGCACCCGCCGCGGGGACCCCGGUGCCGGCACCCACCGCGGGGGCCGCCGCC
Messenger RNA from Aquila chrysaetos chrysaetos, 4328 nucleotides. It is a transcript of the gene SEMA4C, whose product is annotated as semaphorin 4C. The coding region runs from base 1067 to 4216 and encodes 1049 amino acids. The transcript has 14 exons. Lineage: Eukaryota; Metazoa; Chordata; Aves; Accipitriformes; Accipitridae. Gene Ontology annotation, molecular function: semaphorin receptor binding; chemorepellent activity. Gene Ontology annotation, biological process: negative chemotaxis; semaphorin-plexin signaling pathway; positive regulation of cell migration. The record is from RefSeq and is a predicted model, not a curated record.